AUGGAAGCUCCUCGACCUCAAAGCUCGGUUACAACAGCUUUGGGUCUUUCUUGUGAUUGGAGUCUUAUCUCCCUUGGCAAGGGUUAUUUCAACAUUCAGUUUGUUUCUAUGGAGGAAAGGGAGGCGGUGUGGAAGAAAGGUUCUUGGGCGGUCAAGCCUGGUAUUCUACGGCUGCAGCGAUGGGUUCCGGACUUCAACCCAUACAAGGUACGUACUUCAGUUGCUUGGGUCCGAAUUUAUGAAUUGAGUAUCGAAUAUUGGCACCCUUCGGUGAUUUUUGGUAUUGCUAGAGCUCUUGGUACUCCGGUCAAAAUAGAUGAUCUAUCUUUGAACGGGAUGUUCGGGCAUUACGUUCGGGUUUUGGUUGAUAUUGACUUAUCACUGCCUCUUCAAGAUCAUGUCAUGCUCGAGCGUCAAGGUCACUGUUGCUUUGUAUCAUUGUCUUACGAGUGGCUGCCUAGUUUUUGUCCCCAAUGUAAUGUGGUGGGGCACUCCACGACCACUUGCAGGAAGAAUAAGCCCCCGCCGGCUUCCAAAGGCUUGGAUUCUGACGAUGUUUCCAGGAGGGGUCGGUCUAGGGAAGUUUACAGGGAAAAACCAAGGCAGAAAGGUAAAGAUAAGAUGCCAGUUAAGGGUGCCCCGGAGAUUGGGGUAUCAGGUUCAGGUCCGUCCUCGUUGGAUACUAGCAAGAAAUUUGCGGCUUUGCAAACAGUUGAUGGGGAUGAGGAGUCGGGUGCUGACUUGCCAGCAGCUUCGUGCCCUGUUGAAUCUACUCUUCAGGUGCCGGUUAACUUUGAGGAGGCUAUGCCGAACUCGGCGUCAGCUGCUCCUCUUUCAACGGAACCUGGUGCAGUUUCGGUCGAACCUGCAAAGUCUCUCUCUACCUCGGUCAAGCCGCGGUCUCAGUCGGUCCCUCCGUCCCGUCUGGUGGACAAAUCUACAGCUAGGAAAUGGAAUUUUGACCCUCAAAUUCUGUCGUCGACGAGGUUGGCGGAGGUAUCCACGUCGACUUCCUCGGUUACUUCGGACUCAAUCCGACAUAAACUGGAGCUCAUUCGUAAGGGCCUGCCCCUUCCCGCAUCUGAUGUGGUUAUCACGGAUCCGGUAUCAUCCUCAGCUGCGCAUGCUAUGUCUAUAGCAGCACGAAAAAGUUGGGCAGAUCUCACGGAGGGGAAACUAUGUCUUUAA
This is a messenger RNA of Striga hermonthica, 1188 nucleotides long. The record is from the annotation of a GenBank genome assembly. Lineage: Eukaryota; Viridiplantae; Streptophyta; Magnoliopsida; Lamiales; Orobanchaceae.